AUGGCCGUCAUCGCCUUCUCCAAACUCUUGUCUCUCGCCGCAGUCGUCACCGUCGCCAGAGCACAGUACUGGAUCUUUGGCGGUACUCCGCCCAUCGUGACGACGCGCCUUGACCCAGUCGUCUCCCCCAACUCGAUUGGAGGCCACGUUCACUCAGUCGUCGGUGCUAGUCGCUUCAAGGAGGUCUACGACCCGGACGACCUCGUCCAGAGCAACUGCACCACGAUCCCCGUCCAGCCCGACAAAAGCAACUAUUGGGCUCCUCAGCUAUAUCAUCGGGACCAGCAGACUGGUCAGCUUACACCCAUCCCCACCAGCUUCAAUAUCUAUUACUUGCAGCGUCCUGGCCCUCUCAACCAACCUAUCAAAGCUUUCCCUAAGGGGUUGCGGAUGCUUGCUGGAGACACUGAAAGGCGGUCCUACAAUGCGUCCAGCUUCGCCGACCAAGCCAUAAGUUUUGUCUGCCAAGACUUCAGUGGGGCUCACGACAAUGAUCCUGAUUGGGCGGAGCGGCCGGACUUCUUCGACCACAACUGCCCGGACGGCAUGCGGGCCGAAGUCUUUUUCCCUUCCUGCUGGGACGGCGUCAACCUCGACUCGUCGGAUCACAAGUCACACCUCUCCUACCCCAUUCAGAAUUUCAACAGUGGAGACUGUCCCGACAGUCACCCUGUCCACCUCGUCUCCCUCUUCUAUGAGAUGCUCGUCCAAGUCGACCAGUUCGACUACUGGGGCCCCGGGACCUGGGUUCUUGCGAACGGCGACACAAGCGGAUACGGCCAUCAUGGCGACUUCACGAACGGAUGGGACGUCGACCUUCUCCAGAACGCUCUCGACAAUUGCCCCAACGCUAAUGGCAACGUCAUGGACUGCCCCGUCCUCGCCGCGGUAUUCGAUCAGGCAUCCGCGUCCGCUUGCGUCCUUGAGACUGAUAUCGUCGACGAAGAGAUCGGCUUCAACGCGCCCCUUACAAUCCUACCUGGAUGCAACCCUCUGUGGAACGGCACCGUCGUGAAGCCGGCCUGCCCUGACCCGAAUGCGCCAACGCCCGCCCUCGUCCCCGCUCAGACACCCAUUCCUACAGGUUGGACGGAGCUCGGAUGCAUUGCUGAGGGCACGAGUGGCCGCGCGCUCACCGGCGCGUCGACGACGAGCCCGAACAUGACGCGCGCGGUGUGCGCUGGAUUCUGCGCGUCGCGGGGCUUCUCCCUUGCUGGUGCCGAGUAUUCUGACGAGUGCUACUGCGACAACGAGAUGCGCAACGGCGCGACCAUGGACCUUGUCACCUGGAACGAAUGCACGAACCAUUGCGCUGGGAACAUCAACGAGAUAUGUGGCGGACCUCAGCGGCUCACGUUCAUGAUCGCAUCGAACGUGGCGUCGUCUGCUACACCCUCUCCAGCUUGAGGUAGAGCAGCAGUGCUACAGCGAUCAACACAUUCAUCGACUCGGGUCGUGCCUGUGAGCGUAGGUGACGGUCGGGCGGGAACGAAUGUAUUUGGGAGUAGAUAGAGAAGUGCUAGUGGGACUGU
Dichomitus squalens LYAD-421 SS1 is the source of this 1532-nucleotide messenger RNA. RefSeq names its product WSC-domain-containing protein. The record is from RefSeq and is a predicted model, not a curated record. The transcript is spliced from 7 exons. NCBI's taxonomy places the organism in Eukaryota, Fungi, Basidiomycota, Agaricomycetes, Polyporales, Polyporaceae. Bases 1 to 1407 code for a protein of 468 amino acids.